UUCCGAUCACGAGGCCCGUCCCUGUGUUCGGCGCAAACAAGCACCCGAAACCCUUUCUCCGAUCUCUCGAUCGAUAGAAGCCUGCCCAUCUCGAGCCCCUCCAUUCUCUCGCGAACGCCGAUUGCUUCCUUAUUCUCCCUUGCGAUCCGGCGCUUGCUUUCGCCUGGGAUUCGUGCGCGCCGCUAAACCAGUCGCAUCAGGCGACCUGCGGUGCGACCUCCGCUGACACCGCCGGCAGUCGUAUUCAUCUUCCUCCUCUCCCUUUCGAUUGAUGUACUUUGUAUAGUUUUUGUAAAAGAAAUGAGUAGGAUUAAACGGUUUCAAACUAUUGUCAGUUCACUUAAACAUGGUGGAUAUGAUCAGACUGUGCCUUUGUUCAAUGCCAACAAGAUUUCAAUUUUCUCUUGUCGAGGUCUGGUUCGUUCUCUUACAACAUCAGAGCGUGCAGAUGGCAAGACAUUAGCAGGAGCAGCGGCAGUUGCUUCAGUGGAAAAAAAUGGCAAAUGGGAUUCAGUUCAAACUGCUUUUCAAAAGCGUGUCAGAGGAGGGCCCGUCUCAUGGCUGGGCCUUGGUUUGCUUUUGCUAACUGGCGGAGGGCUGAUAGUUUACUAUGACAAAGAGAAGAAGCAGCACAUUGAAGGACUUAGGUCUGCUUCAACAACUGUCAAACAGGGACCAUCCAUAGGAACUGCUGCUAUUGGUGGUCCAUUCAAGCUUGUGAAUCAUCAUGGCAAAACAGUUACUGAGAAGGAUUUUCUGGGGAAGUGGACACUAAUAUAUUUUGGAUUCACUUAUUGCCCAGAUAUUUGUCCUGAUGAGCUCCAAAAGAUGGCUUCUGCAAUUGAUAAAAUAAAAGCAAAGGCAGGGCUGGAAAUAGUACCUGUUUUCAUUUCAGUUGAUCCUGAAAGAGAUAAUGUUGAGCAAGUCUCUGAAUAUGUAAAAGAAUUUCACCCAAAUUUAGUAGGCCUGACUGGUACUUCAGAUGAUGUAAGACAAGUUGCUCGUGCUUAUCGUGUAUACUACAUGAAGACGGAGGAUGAAGGUUCUGACUACCUUGUCGAUCACUCCAUUGUUAUGUAUUUGAUGAACCCAAAGAUGGAGUUUGUGAAAUUUUUCGGCAAGAAUUAUAACGAAGAUACCCUUUCAGAAGGCGUAAUCAACGCUAUCAAAGAACACAAGCAGUCGGAAAUCUGACCACCUUUUCUCUACAUGUCUUCUCGAACAAAUGACAGUUUUGCAACUACAAAUUUAAUUUAAUUUAAUUUACUUUAAUUUAUCUGCAUAACACCAAGCUGAUGCUCGGAGAAGGAACCUGGCCUGCCUCUGUGGACAAGUUCUUGCAGUUUUGAUGUAAUAUUUAUUAUUUUGUCCCCCAAAAAUCAAUUUCGUCAUACAUGAUCUUGGAAAACAUGGAAUGAUUGAUUAUAAUUUUUUUUGUUUAAAUAAUUCAGAUAUUUAGUUAUUCGAA
Zingiber officinale is the source of this 1468-nucleotide messenger RNA. RefSeq names its product protein SCO1 homolog 1, mitochondrial-like. Gene Ontology annotation, biological process: mitochondrial respiratory chain complex IV assembly. Bases 301 to 1194 code for a protein of 297 amino acids. The transcript has 8 exons. The record is from RefSeq and is a predicted model, not a curated record. Lineage: Eukaryota; Viridiplantae; Streptophyta; Magnoliopsida; Zingiberales; Zingiberaceae.